GGAUACAGGAGAUUCUUCGGUACAACAGCACGUUUCGGGCUCACUCCGCUCGUACACAGUCCUAUCCCCCUCAUUCUCAAUGGAGUGAUAGAGAUGGGAUACGGACACCGGCCGCGACAGGAUACAGAUAUAAUGUAGGAUGAUUACCGCCGCCAUUCUGACCAUCAGAGCCAUCUUCUCUUCUCUUUUCUUUAUUACUCCUUGUUGUCUUACGUUGGUUCUACUGCGUAACCUGAGUUAAGGACCGACAAUAUGGCAGGAGGACCUAAGAAACCCGUCAAUAUCUUCCGGCUAGGGAACCUUGGCGAUCCAAAGGAGGUGUUCAACUGGAAACUAUGGUUCGCAGUUGUUUCCUUUGCCCUCAUGGGUGCCGCCCGUGGUGUCGAUGAGGGAUUGAUCUCAGGGGCUUUCGACUCGGCGGAUUUCCAACGCUACAUCAAUUAUGACUCGUAUAGCACGGUCGAGCAGACCAACAUCAAGGCCAACGUGUCGGCGAUGGUCCAGAUUGGCUCUGUUGGAGGGGCUCUUUUUGCUUUCGUGGUAUGCGAUCGAAUCGGCCGUAUCUGGGCAACUCGUCAGCUCUGCUUGCUAUGGAUUCUCGGUAUCGCCAUCUUCAUGGGAAACAGCGGCAAGUUGGGAGCUGUGUACGCUGGAAGAUUUGUUGCGGGAUUAGGAGUUGGACAAACAGUCGUCGUCGGUCCUGUGUAUCUGGCAGAGAUCUCUCCGGCCUCGGUUCGAGGAUUGUGUACCUGUAUAUUCACGGGAUUUGUGUACUUGGGCAUCGUCCUGGCAUACUUUGCCAACUACGGCUGUGAGCUUCACAUGGGAGACAACACCCACAACCGAUGGCUGGUUCCAACGAGUCUGCAUAUCAUCUUCGCGGGUCUCAUCUUCGUUCUCACGCUCUUCCAACAUGAAUCUCCCCGAUACUUGGUCAAAAACGGUAAAGAAGAGCAGGCGUUGAAGAGCCUUUGCCGACUGCGCAAGCUCCCUGACGACCACCCAUACAUUCAAGAAGAGAUGGCUGGGAUUCAGAACGCUCAUUAUGCUGAGAUGGAAGCGACCAUGGGUGCUGGUUGGCUUGGUGUCAUCAAAGAGACCUUUAUGCUCCCAAAAAACCUCUACCGGCUGUACCUCGCCUGCAUGGCCCAACUCCUAUCCCAGUGGUCCGGUGCAGGAUCUAUCACGCUGUAUGCGCCCGACUUCUUUGAGAUCCUCGGUAUCACCGGCUCGAACGAAUCUUUGCUGGUGACGGCCGUUUUCGGUAUCAUCAAGCUAGUGGCAGCGGUCAUCUGCGCCUUGUUCCUGGUGGACAUGAUUGGUCGGAAGCGAUCAUUGCUCCUUGGAAUUACCUUUCAGGCUAUCUCCAUGGUGUACAUCGCCGCCUUCUUAUCGACCGAACCCAAGAUGGGUGUGGUGGACGGCUAUGAGCCUCCGGAGGCCAAAGCCGGCGCCAGUCGCGGAGCCAUUGCAAUGAUUUACAUCUCUGGAGUUGGCUGGGCGCUUGGGUGGAACUCAAUGCAGUAUUUGCUGACAGCCGAGCUUUUCCCGCUGCGAAUUCGUGCGUUGGCGACUUCAAUGGCCAUGACCUUGCAUUUUGUGAACCAGUACGGCAACUCGCGGGCCGUGCCCAACAUGCUGCUUCCGACACCCCACGGCAUUACACCCCUGGGAACCUUCUGGUUCUUCGCGGCUGUGACGAUCGUAGGUGGGAUAUGGGUCCUGUUUACCGUGCCCGAAACGGCGGGGCGAAGUCUGGAAAGCAUGGACCGGCUGUUUGAACUUCCGUGGUAUAAGAUUGGAUUGUAUGGUAACCGGGAUGCCGAGCAGAGAGAUCUAGUGCAUUCGGAGAAGGCAGAUAUCAUGGAGGAGUCGACUCAUGUUGAGAACAGGGACAACACGGGCAGAGUGUAGCUGGCUACUCUGGGUACAUACGGGGGAAACUUGAUAUGAUAGACAUGAUGUUGAUAAUGAGAUACCACGGAGCAAUAAGCAGCGAGGUUGAACAUCUAUUUUAAUCGUUUCAGUAG
This is a messenger RNA of Aspergillus glaucus CBS 516.65, 2030 nucleotides long. RefSeq names its product putative MFS quinate transporter. Gene Ontology annotation, molecular function: carbohydrate:proton symporter activity. Lineage: Eukaryota; Fungi; Ascomycota; Eurotiomycetes; Eurotiales; Aspergillaceae. Gene Ontology annotation, cellular component: membrane. Bases 253 to 1914 code for a protein of 553 amino acids. Gene Ontology annotation, biological process: carbohydrate transport; transmembrane transport. The record is from RefSeq and is a predicted model, not a curated record. The transcript is spliced from 3 exons.